Microstroma glucosiphilum is the source of this 456-nucleotide messenger RNA. RefSeq names its product putative 40S ribosomal protein S12. Gene Ontology annotation, biological process: translation. Gene Ontology annotation, cellular component: ribosome; cytosolic small ribosomal subunit. The coding region runs from base 1 to 456 and encodes 151 amino acids. The transcript has a single exon. Gene Ontology annotation, molecular function: structural constituent of ribosome. The record is from RefSeq and is a predicted model, not a curated record. Lineage: Eukaryota; Fungi; Basidiomycota; Exobasidiomycetes; Microstromatales; Microstromataceae.
AUGUCAGACACUGAAGACAUCCCCCAGCAGGAGGUCGGUGAGGAGGAGGUCCCCGCCGAGGCAGAGGCACCCGCAGCCCCCGCCAAGGGAGCCAUGACCAUCGAGGAGGCUCUCCAGGAGGUCCUCAAGAAGUCCCUCAUCCACGACGGUCUCGCCCGAGGUCUCCGUGAGUGCUCCAAGGCCCUCGACCGACGACAGGCCCACCUCUGUGUCCUCGUAGAGACCUGCUCCGAGCAGGAGUACAUCAAGCUCAUCGAGGCCCUCUGCAACGAGCACAAGAUUGACCUCCUCAAGGUAUCUGACCCCAAGACCCUGGGCACCUGGGCCGGUCUCUGCAAGAUCGACCGAGAGGGUAACCCAAGGAAGGUCGUUGGAUGCUCUUGCGUCGUCGUCCGCGACUACGGAGAGGAGUCCGAGGGUCUCAACGUCCUCCUCGAGUACUUCAAGUCCCGCUAA